Messenger RNA from Cajanus cajan (pigeon pea), 947 nucleotides. RefSeq lists its product as uncharacterized. NCBI's taxonomy places the organism in Eukaryota, Viridiplantae, Streptophyta, Magnoliopsida, Fabales, Fabaceae. The record is from RefSeq and is a predicted model, not a curated record.
CAAUCCUCCAAGUAGAAAAGCACAGCCAAAUUUCCAAACUCCUAAGCUAGGUUUUUUUGGCCAAUAUCCCAACGAUCUUCUUCUGCUUCAGCCAUGGCCUUUAACAUUAGCUUCAGAUGUUUGGCAAUUGUUUUCCUUGCAGUUUUGGCCACCGUGCAAGGAACUCUUGGGGAGAUAGAGUGUGAGUAUUUGAGCCACGACACGUGCGCAUUUGCGGUGUCAUACGAAGGAAAACGGUGCGUGCUUGAGAAGCGUGUGAAGAGGACAGGGGAAGAAGCAUACACGUGCAAGACUUCAGAGAUUGAAGCUGAAAAACAAAAGAACCAUAUUGAGAGUGAUGAAUGUAUUAAGGCUUGUGGUUUGGACAGAAAAUCCUUUGGAAUCUCAUCAGAUUCUCUUUUGGAAACUCGUUUCACACAAAAUCUGUGUUCCCCUCAAUGCUACCAAAGCUGCCCCAACAUUGUUGAUCUUUACUUCAACCUUGCAGCUGGUGAAGGUGUGUUUCUUCCAAAACUGUGUGAAGCACAAGGUGCAAAUGCUCGUAGACAAAUGAGUGAGAUGAAAAGUUCUGGUAUUGUGGCACCAGGACCCGUGCACUCUCUUCACUUCACAGCAAUUCCUCCACAAUCUUUUGAUGCUGCUGAGUUCGCAGCUGAACCUGCACUCACCCCAGGACUCCCCUAAUUCUAAGUAGUACUCUUCGGAAUGCAUAAUUAAGAUUAGUAAAUGUUAUACUUUGAUGUGUGUUUAGUUUGUAAUAAGGAUGUUGCAUACACCAAUAUACAUAGUUAUGUAGGAGGUUUGGAAUGUGCAGUCAUAAUAUAUUCUGUUGUACAAAAUUUUAAUGCUGCAAGUGGUCUUUCAGACUCUUGGCAUUGAAAAUGAGUGUAGCUUUUAUUAUUUUUGGUUCAUAUAAAUUCCUCAUUAUAGUUGUUGGAAGUGGUCUU